AUGAAGCUCAAUAUGCAACUCAAGCCAGAGGCCCUCAAAACGGUCUGGUCUCCUCACGACAACAUUUACCUCGACGAUCUGGGGGUUCCAUUGAAAGCUCCAGAUGCUGCAAGAAUGUGGCGGAUCAGAGCGGAAGAAUUGAAGGCGCGCGAAGACGCGAAGGAAGCGGAGAGGGCCGCACGGGCGAACAGCAAUAGCAGAAAGCACAGAUUUACAAGACCGUUUCGCUCCUCCAGAUCAAGCACUGUUGUUGGCUCCAGCGCCUGGAACUACGCGAAUAACCCGCUUUUACACUACGUGCCCCAAGAAGCAGUGGGCCAAAGCAGGAGACGCACCAGCGAUGCGACCCAAGUCCCCACUGGUAGUACCAGACGUGCUCUGAAUGUGUCGAACUUUGAGAAUUCAGAGGCGCGUUCUGUGACUUCAAGUGUCACUCUCGCACACAGAUAA
This is a messenger RNA of Babjeviella inositovora NRRL Y-12698, 450 nucleotides long. RefSeq lists its product as uncharacterized. The record is from RefSeq and is a predicted model, not a curated record. Lineage: Eukaryota; Fungi; Ascomycota; Pichiomycetes; Serinales. The transcript has a single exon. The coding region runs from base 1 to 450 and encodes 149 amino acids.